AUGGGCAUGGCAAAGGACGGCAAGCAAGGGCAAGGCGUCCUCACCAUCGAGGCAAAGCCCUACCCCUUUUCCUUCCCGCUCAAACACACCGCGCUGCUGGUGAUAGACAUGCAGCGCGAUUUCAUCUGUGCGGGCGGCUUUGGCGAGAUCCAGGGCGGGAAUCUAGAGGCCGUGCAGGCUUCGAUUGCGCCCACCAAGUCGCUACUGGAUGCGUGCCGCGACGCGGGCAUGCACAUUUUUCACACCCGAGAGGGUCAGGUCCCGUCGCUGGCGGACUGUCCGUCGUCGAAACUUGUUCGACAGGCCGCUGCCCCGGGCAACACCCAACAUAUGAAAGUCAUUGGCGACAAGGGCGAGCUGGGCCGGCUUUUGGUGCGCGGCGAGUACGGUCACGACAUCGUCGACGAGCUGCAGCCACUACCCUCGGAGGUGGUGAUUGACAAGCCCGGCAAAGGGUCGUUCUGGAAUACCCCGAUCCUCCACAAAUUGAAGGCCUACGGAAUCACCCAUCUUCUCGUUUCGGGGGUCACGACGGAAUGCUGCUUUUCAACCACGAUCCGCGAAGCCAAUGACCGAGGCUUCGAGUGCUGUGGCAUCGUGCAGAGCACUGCGGGCUACAACUCGGCCUUCAAAACCGCCUCCCUCGACAUGAUACACUGGUCACAGGGCCUGUUUGGGUUUGUGGCAGAUCUCCAACCUGUCCUUGAUGUGCUUUCCCCCUGGCAAACUCAGAAUAAAGGCGUCAGCACGCCCCCGCAAACACCACCGGCCUGGGAUGGAAAGCUCGGGAUUGCCGACCUCCAGGCCUCGUAUAAGCAUGGCUUGUCUCCCCUCGAGCUGGUAAAUGCCCUGUUCGACCGCAUUCAGAAAUACGAACACAUUGAUCCCGCCGUCUGGAUCCGACGAGAGUCAAGAGAGGCAGUUCUGGACCAAGCCCGUCGCCUUCUCGAGCUCUAUCCCGACAAGAAUGCUCGUCCAGCAUUGUUUGGUGUGCCGUUCACAGUCAAGGAUUCUAUUGACGUCCAAGGAAUAGAAACCACCACGGCGUGUCCGCCACUAGCUUUUGUGGCCACCAAAUCUGCCAUGUGCUACCAGAAGGUAGUUGGACAGGGUGCCAUAUACCUGGGCAAAGUCAACUUGGAUCAAUUGGCAACUGGGCUGAGCGGGUGCAGAAGUCCGUUCGGCAUCACGCAUUCUGUUUUCAGCGAUGAGCAUAUAUCUGGCGGGAGUAGCAGCGGAAGCUGUGUGAGUGUGGGUGCAGAUCUGGCGACCUUCUCGCUGGCAACAGACACUGCGGGGUCUGGGCGAGUGCCAGCUGGCUUCAACGGUGUUGUGGGAUACAAGCCUACGCGCGGGUUGGUGUCCUUUGAGGGCGUGACGCCUGCUUGCUUGUCGCUUGAUUGCAUCGCCUUCACCGCUAGGACGGUCGAAGAUGCGCGCACGCUGUGGCAGGCCUGCGAGGGAUACGAUGAAAAUGAUCGUUAUGCCAGAGAUACAUUCCCUGCCGAACGACACGUCAACUCGAUCGGUGCACAAAAGGGGACCUUUCGAUUUGGCAUUCCUCCUCCCGAGCUGCUCGAGGUCUGUUCGCCUAGCUUCCGGAAACUAUUCAAUGAAGCCAUCUCGCGACUCCAGGCCAUGGGAGGGACUCUGGUGCCCAUGGACUGGACUCCGUUUCAGAAAGCCGGAGACUUGCUGUAUGAAGGCACGUUUGUCUCGGAGAGAUUGGCUAGCUUACCCGACGACUUCCUGGAGAAGAACCGGCAGCAUCUGCACCCCGUCAUCCUCGAGCUAUUCGAGAAGGUGGUGGCACGACAGAGCACGGCGGUGCAACUGUUCAGAGAACUUCAGGCCAAGGCGCUCUACACCCGACAAGCCACAUCGCAAUUCUCGUCUGCAGACCGACUGGGGCUUGACGUGGUGGUGGUUCCCACGGCGCCGUGGCAUCCCACCAUCAAGGAAAUGCUUGCAGAUCCCAUCCGGCUGAAUGCGAAGAUGGGCACCUUCACCCAUUUUGCCAACGUGUUGGAUAUGUGCGGCAUUGCCGUGCCGUCGACGACAUACCAGGAAAGCGAGGCUGGCCCUCGUCUGCCAUUCAGCGUCACGUUCCUGGGCAGCCGCUGCUCGGAUAGCGAGGUGCUGGGGAUUGCCAGCCGAUACCAGGAGGCGACGGGGAGAUAG
Molecule: messenger RNA, 2181 nt
Organism: Fonsecaea multimorphosa CBS 102226
Lineage: Eukaryota; Fungi; Ascomycota; Eurotiomycetes; Chaetothyriales; Herpotrichiellaceae
Exons: 4
Coding region: 1-2181 (726 amino acids)
Molecular function (GO): catalytic activity
Source: RefSeq, a predicted model, not a curated record